Molecule: messenger RNA, 2460 nt
Organism: Sporothrix schenckii 1099-18
Lineage: Eukaryota; Fungi; Ascomycota; Sordariomycetes; Ophiostomatales; Ophiostomataceae
Exons: 1
Coding region: 1-2460 (819 amino acids)
Source: RefSeq, a predicted model, not a curated record
AUGGAGGAGCCGAACAGCCAGCAGAACCAGAAUCAGCAGAGCCAGCAGGCCCAGCAAAACGUCCAGCAAAACGCGCAGCAACAGAGUCAACAAAACCAGCAAAACCAACAAAGCCAGCAAAAUCAAUCUCGGAAGCGCAUCACCAAGACGCCGCCCGACGCUGGAAGCAACAAACGGCCAAGCGGCAACUCUGGUGGAAACAGCAACAACGGCAACAACGACGACCAGCCACCCAUCCCCGAGCGCACGUCGUCGUUCCCCGAAGGGCUGUCGGGCAGAAACACGGCCGACGGCAAAAAGAACAACGGCCGCACCCGCAAAGGACGCAGCGGAUCGUCGCCCAGCGUCCACGUCAACGACGACUCGAGCGCGGCCCUGACGGCUGCCGAGAUUCUCAGAAUGGGCGGUGUCGAGCUUCCAGAGGGCGAUGGGAUGAGCGACAACCAGUCCAAGAACCAAAACAAAAAUCAGAACAAGAACCAGAAUACGAACCAAAACACGAACCAAAACCAGAAUCCGAACCAGAACCAGAGUGGUGGCGGUGUCGACGACGGGGACGACAGCGAAGCCACCGAAUUUGGCGAGGGAAGCGAAGCCUUUGGCGAGGGAGUGGCCACAGCUGGAGCAGCGACCGCUGCACCAAUGCCAACGGCACCGACAUCGACGGAACCGGCGCCAAACUCGUUUGCAGGGCGCAAGGGCAAGGGUAAAGACAAGGACAAAGACGGCAAGAAGAAGGGCGGCAACGGAAAAAAGAAUAAGGACAAAGGCGUCAGCGGUGGACAAGAGGGCAAGCCAUCGGGGACAGAGAGCAACAAUGGAGGAAAUGGAGGAAAUGGGGGCAACGGGGGCAACGGAGGCACUGGGGGCGGCAGUGGCAAACAGGAGGGCAACAAGAACGACAACGGCAGCGACCAGAACCAGGGAGGCGCGUACGCAUUAGGGGCGGCGCGGUUCAUUGAAGAAGACAUGUGCAGCGACGACGGCCUCGACCACGACCGCGACCACGACCAAGACGAGUACGACCAAGGAGACUUUCACGAGUUUGACAGCAACCACAGCCACGGACACGGCUACGGACACGGCUACGACCACAGCCACAGCCACAACCACAACAACCACCAAGGCGACGACGAGAGCAACGUCAUCGACCUCAACACGUUCCCCACCAACACGCGCGGGCCCAACGACCGGCCGGCCAACAACGCGUCGAUUGCUAACUCGUACUUUGCGUCCAUCACGCACACGCUCGCGGGCAUGGUGCCACUGCCGCGGGCGCCGCGCGAGGACUACAUGCGCACCAUGACGAGCGACCGGCGCAGCCUGCAGGAGACGGUGCAGUCGCUGAUCAGCACGCUGCAGCACGAGCAGAUGCGGCGGAUGGCGGCGGAGGAGAACGCGGCGGUGCUGCAGGAGAACCUCAGCGUGUACAAGGACCUGGCGGCGCAGUUCCGCGACGAGGCCAGCAAGCUGCGCGAGGAGACGGAGCGGUCCAAGAAGGGCCACAUGCAGGUGCUGCGCGACCUCAACCGCUUCAAGGCGGGGCAGGGCUUCAGCCAGAUGGCCGACGACUUUCUGACGCAAAAGGCGCGCGAGCUGCGCCAGGACAUUCGCGACUUUGCCAUCCAGUACUUUGACGGCGAGUUUGAGGACGCCGCGCAGAACGAGCGCCCGCCGGCGCGCGCCGACACAAAGCUGGGCGAGUUCAUGGCGGGCAUCAGCCCGCUGGACCCGUUCCAGAGCUUUCUGCUGUCGCCGACGCGCUGCGCCAGCGCCGUCGAGUCGUUUCUGUGGGUGAUUCUGGCCAAGACGGUGUUUGGCGGCUGGUACUGGGCGGCGGGCGGGCGGCUGCCGCUGCACGACGUCUUUGCGUGGAUGCGGCCGGGCGACUAUUCCUUUGCCGUGUACAGCGACGAGGACAAGGAGGCCACCGCCACCAGUGGUGGUGCUGGUAGUAGUGGAGGCACCACCUCCACCGACGCCGAGGCGGAGCGCCGCUUCUACACGUGGCGCGCGACGACGGCCAAGCUGGUCGCGGAGCGCCCCGGCAUCAUGGUGCGCGACAACUUGCGCAACAAGCUCGUCGAGGAGAUCUGCAUGACCAUCGAGCCGUACCUGCGCGCGGCCAACGACGGCAGCCACGCCGAGGAGCUGCACAACAUUGUCAACAAGGCCUGCGAGUUCGACCGCGACACCAGCCAGCAGGCCUCGCGCCUCGAGUGGAUCUUCUGCCGCCACCCCGGCCAAAAGGACCGCGGCGCGCCCCAGCGCUUCAACCCGGCCGUCAUGGACACGCCCAUGUGGGAGGACGCGCCCACCGACCAGUCCGAGGUGCUGCUGGUCGUCGCCCCGGCGCUGCGCAAGCGCGGCCGCUCCAACGGCGAGGACUACUCGGUCGAGACCAUGCUGCUGAAGAUGGACGUGACCUGCGAGCCGGUGACGGACAUGAUUGUAGCAUAG